AUGAACGAGGCCACACUGAGGGAUGAAGUGAACUUGCUAUCGAGAUUAAUCUACUCCAACAAGAACCAACACCGAUCAUCGAUCUGGUUCAGACGAGCGACUGAAGUCAAGAGAUGGUCGAUCAAAUUAUUACCCAAACUUCAACAACCACCAUCUGGCUUCUUAGAUCAGUUCGAGUCCAGGUUACUGAGAGCUUAUGAUUCGAUCGUUCAAAAUCUAGCAAGGACUGAAUUCAUGGCCGUCGGAAUGACUUUUAUAGCCUCCUUCUCUAGGAUACACUCGAUCAUUCAACAUCUUCAACUACAUCAGAGGACCAACGCGACUCAUUCUUGA
Molecule: messenger RNA, 333 nt
Organism: Puccinia graminis f. sp. tritici CRL 75-36-700-3
Lineage: Eukaryota; Fungi; Basidiomycota; Pucciniomycetes; Pucciniales; Pucciniaceae
Exons: 3
Coding region: 1-333 (110 amino acids)
Source: RefSeq, a predicted model, not a curated record